AUGCCCACCAUGUGGCUCUCAGAAACACAAAGUGGAUUGUUCCUAUGUUUGGGAGUAUUGAUGUUCUUUGAUCGCUCGAUGCUUGCCAUGGGUAAUAUACUCUUUCUCAUUGGUUUAACGCUUAUAAUCGGCCUUCAGAAGACGAUAAAUUUCUUCUCCCGCCGCCAGAAGCUCAAGGGAACCGCCGCCUUCGCCUCCGGAAUCAUUCUCAUCCUCCUUCGAUGGCCUUUGACUGGCUUCUUGAUCGAACUGUAUGGGAUCUUCAUCUUAUUCGGGGAUUUUCUGAUCACUGUCGGUCAGUUUACGGGGAACAUCCCCGUUGUCGGUCCAUACAUCAAACAAGUGUUGGAAACUCUUGCUGGCGGAAGAAGGAAUGUCCAGCUGCCCGUAUAG
This is a messenger RNA of Rasamsonia emersonii CBS 393.64, 393 nucleotides long. RefSeq names its product Got1-like family protein. The transcript has 4 exons. NCBI's taxonomy places the organism in Eukaryota, Fungi, Ascomycota, Eurotiomycetes, Eurotiales, Trichocomaceae. Gene Ontology annotation, biological process: retrograde transport, endosome to Golgi; endoplasmic reticulum to Golgi vesicle-mediated transport. The record is from RefSeq and is a predicted model, not a curated record. The coding region runs from base 1 to 393 and encodes 130 amino acids. Gene Ontology annotation, cellular component: Golgi membrane; COPII-coated ER to Golgi transport vesicle; Golgi cis cisterna.